Messenger RNA from Eutrema salsugineum, 1549 nucleotides. RefSeq names its product FBD-associated F-box protein At5g27750. The transcript has 4 exons. The record is from RefSeq and is a predicted model, not a curated record. Gene Ontology annotation, molecular function: protein binding. NCBI's taxonomy places the organism in Eukaryota, Viridiplantae, Streptophyta, Magnoliopsida, Brassicales, Brassicaceae. The coding region runs from base 96 to 1457 and encodes 453 amino acids.
AUUUCAUACACACAAAAAUCACCACUCUUCUCUCUCAAUAUCGGUCACUGUGGCCGGAUAAUCCACCCGCCGGCGAAUCAAAUCCACGUCUCGUGAUGCCUGGGUUCGAUAGAAUCAGCGAAUUGCCGGAAUUUUUGCUUACUCAAAUACUAUCAUACCUUCCGACUAAAGAUUCGGUGAAGACGAGCGUUUUAGCGACCAGAUGGAAAAAUCUGUGGCUAAAUGUUCCCGUGCUUGACAUAGACUGCUCUGAUUUCCCUUAUAAGAAUAACCAAGUGUUCUUCAGCUUCAUUGACAAAUUUCUCGAGAUUAACCAGUCACGCCUGCCAAAAGUCAAGAUCAAGUGCAUGACCGAGGAGAUAUUCGGGAUCCAGGACCGGAUCGGUGAAGCUAUUAACCGGGGAACUCAACAUCUAGAUGUUGAAAGCAGUACCUUUUAUGUAGAUCCUGACACACUUCUCUAUCCUUGUGUCGAGUACAUGCCUCUGAAUCUCUACACGAGCAAGACUUUGGUUUCCUUGAAGCUGUCUUAUUCGGGUCUUGAGGAUCCUGGUUUUGUCUCUAUGCCUUGUCUCAAAUCCAUCACCUUUGAACAAGUUCAGCUUCGUGCUAAUGAGAAUCUGGAGAAAAUCAUCUUGGGAUGUCCUGUACUUGAAGAGCUGACCUUGUUGAGAGAUAUAGAUGGUAAUUUUCAGGAUCAUGAUGAUCCGUUUUUGCGUGUGAAAUCUUGGAGCCUGAAGAGGUUUAUAGUUCCGCUCAGCAGGGACGGAUGCGAUUCGAGAGGGGACUUCACGCUUGAGAUUGAUGCUCCAGGGCUAGAGCAUAUGAGUCUCCGAGAAGACCAUUUUGAUAGAAUUGUGGUAAAGAACCUGACUUCUUUGUUCAUGGUUGAUCUUGAUGUCAAAUUUCUUGUCAAGUUUGGCACGUUUUUUAGUCCCGGGGACUUAUCAAAGAGGAAAGAAAUCCGUGAUUUUCUCACUGGGAUAUCGCGUGUAGGACAUAUGAUCAUCUCUACGAAAACAGUGAAGGCACUUACUCUUUACUCAAAAGGAGGAAUGAUUCCCAAAUUCAAUAACUUACACCGUUUAGAAGCUGAGUUUCCGGGUGACUUGUUACAGGUUUUGCCUGCCUUACUUGAGAGUUGCCCGAAUCUGAAACACCUAACUUUGACGGUUGUUUAUACAGAGGAGAAUGAGGUAUUCGAACUGAGAGAUGUGCCUCGAUGUUUCUUAUCGACUCUUGAGUGUGUUGAGAUUAAAAGAGUUCAUGAAUGGGAGGAAAAGGAGAUGAAAGUAGCCACUUACUUUCUUGAAAACGCAGCAGUCCUCAAGAAACUCAUUCUGAGUGUCACAGAUUAUCCUCGAUAUGUUUCGGACUCGGAAAUCUACGAGGAGCUUUGUAAAGUCACAAAACGUUCUCCAAGCUGUCGAAUUAUCCUUGAUUGGGAACUCUGUUGAUAUCAUUUUUACGUUGUAACCUUUUUUUACGUUUUCCUCGGAGCAAAUUCGGUUUGGUUUUGUCUGUUAAAAUGAUUUUUUAUUUUAUUUUU